AUGGCUGUAAAUCUUCUGACCAACGUACAAGAUGCACUUCAAGGAUUCCCUGUGACUUCGCUGCAUUGUUGGCUUGACAGCAGCGUUGCCUUACAUUGGAUACUAGGAGGAGGAGACUAUAAGCAGUUUGUGGCCAACCGGGUACGAAAAAUUAGAGAACACUCUGAUGUUGUCUGGAGGCACGUACCUACUCAGGAUAAUCCUGCAGAUCUUGCUAGCCGAGGUGGACUGGUGACUGAGGAGAACCAACUGUGGUGGAAGGGACCAGAGUGGCUAAGUGAUCCUGCGAAAUGGCCAGCCGACCUUGUGACCGCGCCCACCGCUGAAUCUAACGCAGAAAUGAAAGCUACAAAGGAGCUCUUUGCCAUGGCCGUUAAAGCUGAUGACGAUCUAGACCAUCUUCUGGCCAAGCACAACUACUGGAAGACUUUGCGAGUGUGCGCUUGGAUUAUGCGGUUCGCAAACAACGCUAGAGCGAAAAGAGCGACAAGAACAAAGGGACCCCUGACAACAGACGAAAUUGAGAAGCAGAAACACUUUUGGUUGCUACGCGUACAGAGCCGGGGAAGUGAAAGCAUGGAGGAAGAUCGCCUGUGCCUAAACUUACAGAAGAACAAAGAUGGAUUGCUUGAGUGCCGUGGGAGACUGCAAGGGGUCUAUCCGAUAUACAUCCCAGACGCCACAACGUUCGCAAACAAAUAUGUCGAACACGUCCACAAAGCCACUCUUCACGGGGGAGUGGGGCUUACUAUGGCUAAAGUGAGAGAAGAGUUCUGGAUUCCCCGCCUGAGGCGCCUCGCGAAGAAAGUCAUCAGGGAGUGUUAUGGGUGCAAACGCUUCCAGGCUGUUGCUCUCGCAGCUCCACCCCCCGGUUUAUUGCCUCUGGAGAGAACUGAGGGCUCAACUCCCUUUGAAAUUGUUGGCGUAGAUUUUGCUGGGCCGAUUAAGUACCGCAAGUCCUCUCGUGUAGAAGGAAAAGGCUAUCUGGUGCUCUACACGUGCAGUUUAACGAGAGCCUUGUACUUGGAGGUCCUUCCUAAUCUGGAAACUACUACCUUUCUUUCAAGCUUGAAGCGUUUCAUCGCUAGACGUGGACGACCUUUAAAGAUCUUUUCAGACAAUGGAAAAACGUUCGUAGGAGCGGCAAACCUACUGAAAGGAAUCCAGAAAGAUGAGCAAGUUCAAGGCUCCCUUGCAUCGGAGAAAAUUAUCUGGAGGUUUAACCUAAGUCGAGCACCCUGGUGGGGUGGCCAGUUUGAGCGACUAGUGGGCCUCUUCAAACGUGCAUUCUAUAAAGUAAUUGGUGGAGGAAUGCUAUCCUGGUCAGAGCUGUGCGAAGUCGUGCUGGAUGUUGAAACUCAACUAAAUCGCCGCCCCCUGUCCUAUGUAGAAGAUGACGUCCAGCUCCCUCUACUCACCCCAUCUUCUUUCCUAUUCCAAAGAUGUAUUCGCCUCCCUGAACAAGAACCAUGGCGAGAGGAGGCAACUGACCUACGAAGGCGUGCCAAGUAUUUGAGGUCUUGUAAGGACGCUGUGUGGAGACGCUGGUCUCGAGAGUACUUGGCGGCGCUCAGAGAGCGUCACAACUGCAAUGGAAAAGGCAAGGCGAGGCCCUUAAAGCCUGGUGACGUCGUUCUCAUUCGUUCAGAAGAAACCGAGGAAAGUGGCCAUUAG
Messenger RNA from Pocillopora verrucosa, 1674 nucleotides. Lineage: Eukaryota; Metazoa; Cnidaria; Anthozoa; Scleractinia; Pocilloporidae. The record is from RefSeq and is a predicted model, not a curated record.